AUGCCGGAUCAGGGUUGCCAUCGUUCUGAGAAUGAGACGGCUCAGAACGCUUUACUUCAACAAGUCGCAGCGUUAGAAUCAGAAAUGGAGGAUACGCGGGCUCAAAUAGCACAGAAGCAGGCCUUUUUGCUUGAACAAGAACAGGAACGUCGACGAUUGGACACACAACUGAAUGCUCUAUCACCAAUCGAUCAACUUCCAGCGGAGGUUAAGACUGAAAUUUUCUACAGUGUAUGCAGGAAUCCUUUUUUUUUAGGUAAAAUUUGCCGAGGUUGGAGGGACUUUGUGUGGUCGUCUCCCGUGCUUUGGACGAACAUACACCUCGAAGUAACGAAAAAAAAUCGCAAAGUUCAAGCCAAUCUUCUCAGGGACUGGCUCUCUAGAACUGCGGGGUGUCCCCUUACCUUUUGUCUUGCGUUGGAAUGGAGUCAUAGCCGGCAUCACUGGAACGGGGGGAGCUCUUUCAAACAAAUCUUGACCAUGUUAGCGUCCGUGUCCACGCAAUGGAAAGAGGUCGAGUUCUUCCUCCCCAACAGCCAAGUUUGUUUUGAUGCCAUCUCCACGGCUGAAAAUUCCCUUCCUCUUCUCACCGACGCUACUGUUGAUUUUGAUUUUGAUUCAGGAGAACGACCGUUCAAUCUAUUCUCAGUGGCCCCACAGCUCUCAACGCUUUGUAUUGACAAUAACCGCCUGGCCAAUGUCUUGGCUCCGUGGCACCAAAUAAAGGAUUUCACUUCGUUCACUAUUUCACUGGAUGACGUUCGAGGAUUUCUCCAAAAGGCGCCUAAUGUUAUUCGCUGCACAGUCGACGAUGAUGGGUCCGAAUCCAUCCAGGGCGAACCGCAAGACACGUUUGUGAGGCCCCUCGUGUUGGAACGUCUGGAGUAUCUCGAGCUCCAGGUUGUUUCAGAGGGGGUCGGGAUAACUCGACUUUUAGAGUCGGUCGAACUCCCUGCCCUUCGUGAGGUCAAUCUCACCAGUCAUCUUGACUACUCAUCGCUAGCCAUAUUGCCUGCAAUUAUGAUAUCAUUUUGCUCCUCGCAUCUCUUGGAAACAUUCACCUUUACAGGUUCAAUUACUUCCGACGAUGAAUUAAUUCAGGUUUUGAGGUAUAUCCCAUCUACAAAGGAAUUAAGCCUCGAUUCUGGCGAGUAUCACCCACAUCUAUGUCCGCUACUCACAGAAAAGCUUCUCCAACGACUCUACCCGCCCCAUGCAGAUAUUCUUCUUCCGAAUCUGCGUAGCUUCACGUACUGUGGCCCUAGUACAUUUGACGAACACAUGCAUAUGUUCCGCGAUAUGCUUGUGUACAGGUUCCGACAGUGCGCUUUGCGACCAGCCGAAGUGGACUCAAAACGAGCGACUGUAUCCCGGAUUCAAUCAGUGACUGUGGUGACCGCGUCUAGACUUGUCAUCAGCCCGGAUAUACAAGAAGAAUUGGAUUGCCUCGUGAAUGAAGGCCUUGAACUUUCGUUAACAUCUACUCUCCAAGUCGAGUAG
Molecule: messenger RNA, 1500 nt
Organism: Laccaria bicolor S238N-H82
Lineage: Eukaryota; Fungi; Basidiomycota; Agaricomycetes; Agaricales; Hydnangiaceae
Exons: 1
Coding region: 1-1500 (499 amino acids)
Source: RefSeq, a predicted model, not a curated record